Molecule: messenger RNA, 6480 nt
Organism: Coregonus sp. 'balchen'
Lineage: Eukaryota; Metazoa; Chordata; Actinopteri; Salmoniformes; Salmonidae
Source: the annotation of a GenBank genome assembly
AUGGUGAACUCUCCUCCGAGCUGGGCUGGAGAGUGUGAGUGUGUGUUCCGUGAGCAGCAGCCUUCCUCCAGCCCACUCUCUGGGUCUCUCCACUCUGAACUAGGCCUGGCCUGGUGCUCAGCCCAGAUAGCUCCACUGAGGGAUGCUCCAGGGUAAGAGCCAAGUUGGAUUUUCAAGAGCAAAGACUCAUACACACAGGCUCACAUACUUUAGACACACUCUCUGAAUCGGAGAAAGAGAGGCACACACACCCAGCCUGCAUGUCCCAGUGGAUGUGCGUUUCCCACCAGUUCCUCCACCAUCUGGAACCCCUCUCCAUCCAGUUCUGGAUCUCUUGUCAGGGAGAGCUGUAGAGCGAAAUGAAAACAUCAAAACAGCGAUAGAUCAAAUGAAUGCAACCUAAUAUUUCUACUCUCCAAACCAACACAAACUAACCCUCCUCACCACAAACACUCACUAAAAUGGUCCUGACGAACAACGAUGGAUGUAACGCAGAAGCAAACUCUAGCUUGAAACGUCUCUUAAUGUGGCACAAACACACCAGUAUGACACGUGGUGUUUUAAAGGGAGUUGGUCGAUGUGGUGCAUUACUGGAACAGAGUGUUUUGAGGGGUCUAGGGCAUGACAUGCUGUAUCAAUGUCUGCUUCUUCCCUGACAGUCUGUCUCUCUCUCUGUGUGUGUGUGUCCGUCUUCCAGGACUGCAGUCCCAAGCUGACAGCCCGUUGCGCAGACAUCCUGGAGAUCCGCCGCUGCAACCGCCUGGAGAUGCCCGACAACAUGAACACGUUUGUUUUAAAGGUGAGGAGGAGAGACUCCCCUGCUAGUGAUGCUGAUCCAUCUUCCUGCCUUGUGUCGUGUCCCUUCUCCACAUGGUCCAUGCACACAUUCAGCCAAGGAGUCUGCUUUUUCUGUCCAAAAGCACUCAUGCAUUUUUAGUGCCCAUUGAGCAGUGAGCUUCCACAUGAAACAUCACUCAAAAAUGUACACACACAAGCACCCUCUGCCAAACUUGUCUUUUUCUUCCCAUUCCUGUUCUUGAGGGUGUGUUUGUCACAUAUUUCUGUGCGUGUGUCUCCUCUAGGUUAAUCACUAUCCAGGUAGUCUCGUAUUUGAGACGGAAGAUAACCAGCAAGUCAGCUCCUGGACCACCGAAAUUAAAGAAUGUAUCAACAACAGGUGAGGGACUGUAACGCUACCAGGACACUAUUUAACCUGCUACUCUCCCUCCCCAUCUGUCUUUUCAUCGUCUAGCUUUAUUCCACGUGUUCUGUGGUGUGUGUGUGCGCUCGCGUGUUUCUGUGUGUGUGUGUGUGAAUGGAUGCAUGUCAGCUUGUUUCUGUGUGUGGGUAGCUAUGUGUCAGGCACAGUGCUGUGAAAGAGGAAGCGUGGGGGAGGUCUGAGUCCCAGUGGGGGAAUCUUAGGACCUUUCUCAUUUCUGCAGAUGUCUGGAAUUCUCUGUCUCGCUUACCCUCCUCAGACUCUGGUUUUCAGGCCAGCACUGCUUCAGCUCUGCAGCCCCUAUGACCCAAGGCCUGCAACACACACACGCACACACCACACACCACACAUACACACAGUUCAAAUGUAAGUCAAAAUGAUCCUCUUCUUGCUAACGGUUGGUCCCUCUUUCGUUGGGGCGCCAAACGUUAAACUUCUAUCUGAGAAGGCAGUGCUGUAUUUGCUAGACUAUAACAAGCUAGCUAGCUAGCUGUCGGAAUUGCUGACAAAUGCUAAUGACUGUGUCAGAGGUACAAUACUUAUUUCAGUCUCAUGCAUUUCUCUCAUGCAGUACUGACACAUAGUAUGAUACCACUUUUGUCAUCAAAAUGGACACCCUAUAAAAUGGCUGAAGUGUGCAGGGAAUGGUGAGCUAUUGACACUGAUACUGCUGUCAUUUCCUAUUUUGGAUGAUAGGAUCGUGCUCUCUUCCAUGGCAUGGCCGCGCUUUCAACAUGUAUGUUAUCAUGCUGUUCGAAAUCAGGCAGUUAGUCACAGUACACAAGAUUGUACUCAAGAUUGUAUGAGUGUGCACAUUCAUGAGUUUGCGCAUGUGUGCAUCUAUUUUUAGUAUGUGUGUGUGUGUGUGUGUGUGUGUCUUAGAGAAAUAUAUAGAGGCUUUGUAUUUCUCCUUCUGGGUGGAGGACCUGUGAAUAUGUAUGAGGAGGAAAAACUCCAUCUCUCUCUCGCUCUCUCACUCUCUCUUUCACAGACAGACAGUGUGUGGUGUGUGUGUGAUAUUGGGGGUGGAGUGGAGGUAUCAUGUACAAUAACAUUUAGCGUUUUCAAGAUUUACUGUAACGAGACAUGCUUCCUGACCGAGCCCCGACGCUUUUGUGUGCCUCCAUCCUGCUGCUUCCUGUAGACUCAAUGGCCCCAAUCCCUCUCUCCUGCUUCCUCUUUAUUUUUUCUUUCUUUCUCUCUUUCUCUCUCUUUCUUUCUCUUUCUCUCUUUCUUUCUCACCUAGGGUGCAUAUGACUAUGUGUAGAAGUGCGGGAGAGAAUGGGUUUGCGGCGGCAUAGGGUAUAUGUUGUGUGUGAAUGAAGGAGAAUGGAUGAGUAAGUAGAUGUACAGAGGGGUGUAAAUGUGUCUGAGAAGACGGGAGGGGGGGAAAGACGGGACGUUGGGAUAAACUUAGCCUGGGUGGGUAAGAGAGGGCAAGGAUGGGAGGUGGUGAUAAGCUUGGCUUGGGUGGGGUAAAGGGGGUGUGGUGGAGAGGGUUGGAUUUGGUUUGGGAGAGCGAGAGAGAGAGAAGGAAGGACUUUUAUUAUACUACAAUGUAAUUAUUUCUUUUUUUGUGACUUGUAAACACACUGUAAAAUGAGUAAGAGUUCUUGACAGAUUAGGAAGGGAUGUUGAAUCCUUAUUAUUAAUAUAUAUAACUAAGAUUCAAUGGUGGGUAUUGAGGAGAAUGGGGAGGGGCUUUAUCCGGGGGAUUGGGAUUGGGAUGGGGUGACUGGGUGGGUAUCUGACACUUCUCUAAAGUGUUCGUGGGGCCUCCACUCAUCCCAUUUCAGUCUCUCUGUGGACCCACUCUCCCCAAGCAGAUCCCUACCAGCCACUGUACUUUCAUUUAAUUUCUAAGGUAAUACAAACUGACCACAUUACUUAAGUGGCAGUCUUUCUCCAAUGUAUGUACAAUGAUAUAAUCCCACAUUUUAUUUGUUUGGUACAUUAGGAGAGGAGUUGGAGCUUAAAAUCCCUUAAGGUUUUUAAGCUUUGUGUUUUUUUUUGUUAAAUGUCUGCUCAGCCCACUUACUCUAUAUAUGUAAUGUAUACAAUAACUAUGUAUCUAUACUAUAGAAAGGUAAACUUUGAUUCUAUACAAGUAAAGACCAACAAAAUCCAACUUCACAUGGAAUGUGCACGGGCUCCAUGAUGGAGGGGGGGGGGGGGGCAUAUGGUUCUCGAACACUUAGAGAUUGUCAGCAGAUGUCGUUUUCUUGCAAGAGUUACAUUUUAAAAAAUUAGAAAUUGAAUAUUUAAAGAGGAGCUGGGUUGAAGAGGCCUAUGCUGCCACCUACUGUAGUAACAGCAGAGGUGUAGGCAUCCUGAUAAAUAAGAAUACAUGGGAAUGGUAUAAAGUCCCAAAGUUAUGGGCGGAGCUAGAAAGUUGGCUGUCAGAAGUAUUACUGAACCAAAAUAUAAACGCAACAUUCAACAAUUUCAUUGAUUUUACUGAGUUGCAGUUCAUAUGAGGAAAUCAGUCAAUUUAAAUAAAUUCAUUAGCCCUAAUCUAUGGAUUUCACAUGACUGGGAAUACAGAUAUGCAUCUGUUGGUCACAGAUACCUUUAAAAACAUGGGCCUCACAAUGGGCCUCAGGAUCUCAUCACUGUAUUUUUGUACAUUCAAAUUGCCAUCAAUAAAAUGCAAUUGUGUUCAUCCCGUGUAGCUCAGUUGGUAUCUAAAACGACGGAGGCGGCUUAUGGUAGAUAAAUUAACAUGACAUUCUCAGGCAACAGCUCUGGUGGACAUUCCUGCAGUCAGCAUGCCAAUUGCAUACCUUGAAACUUGAGACAUCUGUGGCAUGUGUGACAAAACUGCACAUUUUAGAGUGGCCUUUUACUGUCCCCAGCACAAGGUGUAAUGAUCAUGCUGUUUAAUCAGCUUAUUGAUAUACCACACCUGUCAGGUAGAUGGAUUAUCUUGGCAAAGGAGAAUUGCUCACUAACACGGAUGUAAACACAAUUGUGCACAAAAUUUGAGAGAAAUAAGCUUUUCAUUAGUAUGAAACAUUUCUGGGAUCUUUUAUUUCAGCUCAUGACACAUGGGACCAACGUUUUACAUAUUGCAUUUAUAUGUUUGUUCAGUAUACAGUGAAAAACGUAUACCACCCAAUGGGCUAGACGAUCACUCAUCUUGAAAAAACAUAUACUAAAAACUUGGAAAUCAACAGUCCGCCAUCAUUAACACAAUGGAAAAAUCUAAUGAUUUAUUCAGAAAAUAUUGAAAUAGCAUGGGCGACCGAGAAAAAUAAAUUGGUACAGUUUAAGGCCAUGUGGCAAACAAUAAUGAAAGCACUAGGGAUGGGGGUGCGAGCAUGCGGGUCAGGGCAGAGGAGAUGUAGUCUUUGUUUGUGUGCAUCUGUAAAUUGCUGUUUGUAUUUGUAUGUUUGUAUUUGGUGUGAGAAAAAAAAAGAAUUAACAAUGCAGCAUCGUUUAAAGCAGUCAGAGGUACUUAUUUCAGCCUCAUGCAGUUGAUGGCAGCGUCAUGUUGAGGAGGAUGGGCUAACGUUUUAGCCCAGUCUGGAUUGGCUGCUGCUAACUGAAGGCAUUGUUUAUUACACAGGUCUGGCAGCGUGGAUUUGGAGCUCCUAACCUACCCUGUGGACAAUGCUGCGGUGGCCAACCGGAGAGGGAGCUCCGAGUCAGGGAGUCAGGGUGGGUGUCAGGGAUAGGAAGGGGCGGACCCCAACCUGGAAGUGUGUAACAAUUAAUAUCUCAGGAUUCAAUUGUAUCUUGAUGUUUGAAAUUAUGCUGUAGUGGUUGACCCAGUCGCUUAGACUUAGAGCGUGGUGCUUGUAUCGGUUUGAGGAGUUGUGGGUUUGAUUCCUGCAUGGGCGGCAUGUAUAUCUUCCGAACAUACUGGCAGGGCGACAGGUAGCCUAGGGGUUGGGCCAGUAACCGAAAGGUUGGUGGUUCGAAUACCCGAGUCGACAAGGUAUUAGGUAUUCUGUCGAUUUGCCCUUGAGCAAGGCACUCAACCCACAUUUGCUCCAGGGGCACCAUACUACUACCAACAACACAUUUCACUGCAACUAUCCGGUGUGUGUACCCCCCCAAAAGUUGAGCUAUUUGUGGAUCAAAGUGUCUGCUAAAUGACCAUGUUAUUACAUUACAUUCUGUCGUCGUCCCCCCACUAGGAUCUGCGACCUUUGCCCUCUCGGAGCAGGUGUACCAUAAGACUGACCACUUCCUGUGUUCAUACCCCUGGUUCCACGGGCACAUCUCGCGGGUCAAAGCGGCCCACCUGGUCCAGAGCUCGGGCCUGGAGGGCCACGGAGUCUUCCUGGUGAGACAGAGUGAGACUCGCCGCGGAGACUACGUCCUCACCUUCAACUACCAGAGCAAGGCCAAGGUUCUAGAAGAAUACCAAUCUUAGUGUUUGAUAUCAUAUUCGCUAUGAAGAUGUCUGAAUAAAAGCGUCAUUGUUGUUUAUGUCCAUGUAGUGAUCUGAAAUAAGAGUUUCUCUCUCUCUCUCUGCAGCACCUGCGUCUGUCUCUAACAGAGUGGGGCCAGUGUAGGGUGCAGCACCUGCGUUUCCCCUCCGUCAUGGACAUGCUCAGUCACUUUCGCCUCUACCCCAUACCCCUGGAGUGUGGCGCCGCCUGCGACGUCACCCUGUCCAGCUUCGUGGUGGCCAACUCCCAAGGUGAGCCCUCGUCACUGACCCCUGACCUCCACUGGACACAAACACACACGCACCCACCAAUACUUUUGAACUUAGGGCUACUGCUAACACAACUUUACAUAAAUAUAUUUAAAAACAUUUCACACAAUAAAAAUACUAUUUUAUUAUAGAUUAGCCAUAUACAGCUACUUGGAUAUACAGUAUAUGGGAAUCUGCACAAACAGGAUGUUACAAGUCAAACCCUUUAUGUCAGCAUAAAUAUUGUUAUGUCAUUGUGUCCUCUCCCUCAGGUCAUAUUUCAGUGGCUGUUCUGGUUCCCUUCUCCCCGCACUGCUGGAGCUCCGAGCCCAGCCUGGCCCGCUCCAACCCAGCCACCUGCCCCAGCCUGCUCCCCUCAGCAGGCCCCUCUCUGGGCCCCCUGCCCCAGCCCGGACACCCUCAUUUACACACCACACCCCUCCCAGACCUCCCCACCUCGGGUUCCCUGCGUCAGAGCGAGUCAGUGGGCCGCAGACCCCUACUGCGUCACCCCAACCCCCACCCACCCUUUACUCAGCGGGACUCCGACUAUGAACUGGAGCCAGACAGGGGCCGCAAGCGGGCCAUCGACAACCAGUACAUGUUCCUCUGA